This is a messenger RNA of Knipowitschia caucasica, 774 nucleotides long. The record is from the annotation of a GenBank genome assembly. Lineage: Eukaryota; Metazoa; Chordata; Actinopteri; Gobiiformes; Gobiidae.
AUGUCUGACUUAAGGAGUGUGUGUGUGCUGCUGCUGAUGCUGGGCUGCUGGGCUGAGGACGUGCAGGAGCCGUCUGUGUCUGAGCUGCUGUGGAAGGCCAACAAAGACAAGGUGCGCUCAGACAGAGAGCCGCUUGUGAUCGAUGACAUCGCCUAUGACUCAGAGGGGCAGAGGAAUGCUGACCCCUGCACCUCUGGAGGGAGAUGCAUGUGGCCCAAGUCCGCCGACGGGAAAGUCUACGUGUCCUACACCAUCGCUGGACACUACUCCUCGCGGGAGCGCUCCAUCAUUGAGAGAGGGCUGAACUCUUUCACUGAGUCCACUUGUGUACGCUUCACCAGAAGAACGAGCCAACGGGACUACAUCAACAUUCAGUCUGACAGCGGAUGUUACUCAUAUGUGGGGCGCCGUGGUUACAGUCAGACCGUGUCUCUGGAUAAGCAGGGCUGUCUGUACCACAGUACAGUGCAACACGAGCUGCUGCACGCUCUGGGUUUUAACCACGAGCAGUGCAGGUCUGACCGCGACCAGUACAUCAAGGUCCUGUGGCACAAUAUACAGAAUGGUUGGGAGUAUGCAUUUGAUAAGAUCAACACCUUGAACCAGAACACGCCCUAUGACUACAACUCUGUUAUGCAGUACCACAAAUACGCAUUUAGUGGGAACAACCAGCCCACCAUGCAGCCCUACCCCAACGCCAACGUAGAGUUUGGGAAAUCCACACAGAUGAGCCGGAACGACAUCCUCCGUGUCAACCGCCUCUACAAGUGCUAG